This is a messenger RNA of Protobothrops mucrosquamatus (brown spotted pit viper), 2000 nucleotides long. It is a transcript of the gene GRK5, whose product is annotated as G protein-coupled receptor kinase 5. The transcript has 16 exons. The annotation marks the transcript as partial. Gene Ontology annotation, biological process: regulation of signal transduction; protein phosphorylation; signal transduction. Gene Ontology annotation, cellular component: cytoplasm. Gene Ontology annotation, molecular function: G protein-coupled receptor kinase activity; ATP binding. The record is from RefSeq and is a predicted model, not a curated record. Lineage: Eukaryota; Metazoa; Chordata; Lepidosauria; Squamata; Viperidae.
AUGGCUGUUUGUGCAGCAACUGGCCAUUCUGCUUAUUUUUGGAUCAAGAGGAGGAAGUGUUUACAGUUGCCCAGUAACUGUUGCACAUCUUUAUAACCAGAGUCCUACAAAUCCCCAUCAGUCAGUUUAUGAUAUUGAAAACAAUGGCUAUUGUAAAACACGCACAUGCAUGAAUGUACCAAACAACAGCUGGAGAGGUGGAGGAAAGCGCAAAGGUAAAAGCAAAAAAUGGAAGGAAAUCCUGAAGUUUCCUCAUAUUAGCCAGUGUGAAGAUCUUCGAAGAACAAUAGAGAGAGAUUAUUACAGUUUAUGUGACAAGCAACCAAUAGGAAGACUUCUCUUUCGGCAGUUCUGCGAGACUCGCCUGGAGCUGCAGUGCUGUAUUAAGUUCCUUGAUUCAGUGGCAGAAUAUGAAGUAUUUCCAGAUGAAAAAUUGGGAGAGAAAGGCAAAGAAAUUGUGAUGAAAUACCUCAUCCCAGGGUCUCCAGUUUAUGUAGCAGAAGCCAGUCAAGAUCUUGUACAGCAGAUAAAAGAAAAACUUGAAAACAGCCCGUGUAAAGAGCUGUUCUCACCCUGUGUAAAGUCUGUUCAUGAGUACCUAAGUGGAGAGCCUUUCCAAGAAUACUCAGACAGCAUGUAUUUUGACAGAUUUCUCCAGUGGAAAUGGCUAGAAAGACAACCAGUAACAAAAAACACAUUUAGGCAAUACAGGGUAUUAGGAAAAGGCGGCUUUGGAGAGGUAUGCGCCUGCCAAGUACGAGCAACUGGGAAAAUGUAUGCAUGCAAAAGAUUAGAGAAAAAAAGAAUAAAGAAGAGGAAAGGUGAAUCCAUGGCCCUAAAUGAAAAGCAGAUUCUAGAAAAAGUCAAUAGUCAGUUUGUAGUCAAUCUAGCCUAUGCCUAUGAAACAAAGGAUGCACUCUGUUUAGUUCUAACCAUAAUGAAUGGGGGAGACCUGAAAUUCCAUAUCUAUAAUAUGGGAAACCCAGGCUUUGAAGAAGAAAGAGCUCUGUUUUACGCUGCAGAGAUUCUUUGUGGCUUAGAAGACCUACACAGGGCAAACACUGUGUACAGGGAUUUGAAGCCAGAAAAUAUCCUGUUAGAUGAUUAUGGCCACAUCAGAAUAUCUGAUUUGGGUCUAGCUGUUAAAAUUCCUGAGGGUGACUCCAUCCGUGGACGAGUAGGAACAGUUGGUUACAUGGCUCCAGAAGUCUUGAAUAACCAGCGAUAUACCCUUAGCCCUGACUACUGGGGAUUAGGCUGCUUAAUCUAUGAAAUGAUUGCAGGACAGUCACCCUUUCGAGGGAGGAAAGAAAAGGUGAAGCGGGAAGAAGUAGACAGGAGAGUCUUGGAGAUGGAAGAGGUGUAUUCCCAUAAAUUUUCUGAAGAGGCAAAGUCUAUCUGCAAAAUGCUAUUGACCAAAGAUAUGAAACAGAGGCUGGGAUGUCCAGAUGAUGCUGCUGAAGUAAAGAGUCACCCGUUUUUCAAGAGCAUGAAUUUCAAACGUCUCCAAGCAGGAAUGUUGGAACCCCCUUUUGUCCCUGAUCCGAGAGCAGUGUACUGCAAAGAUGUGUUGGAUAUUGAGCAGUUUUCAACUGUCAAGGGAGUAAACCUGGACCAAACAGAUGAUGAUUUCUAUUCCAAGUUUUCUACAGGCUCUGUAUCUAUUCCAUGGCAAAAUGAGAUGAUAGAAACAGAAUGUUUUAAAGAACUAAACAUAUUUGGACCAAAUGGUACUAUUUCACCAGACCUUAACAAAAACUAUCCUCCAGAACCACCGAAGAAAGGAUUGCUACAUCGAAUAUUUAAACGUCAGCAUCAGAACAAUUCCAAGAGCUCUCCAAACUCAAAGACCAAUUUAAAUCAUCACAUAAAUUCCAAUCACGUCAGUUCAAACUCUACUGGGAGCAGUUAGCUUUUUCUGGCUUAUGGAUAUUACAUCCUUCCACUGGUAGAGUAUCAAGCAUCAAGGAUGAGAAGAGCAUCCACCAUCAAGCUAGAAG